This is a messenger RNA of Coniophora puteana RWD-64-598 SS2, 1284 nucleotides long. RefSeq lists its product as uncharacterized. The transcript is spliced from 17 exons. The record is from RefSeq and is a predicted model, not a curated record. Gene Ontology annotation, biological process: carbohydrate metabolic process. Gene Ontology annotation, molecular function: polygalacturonase activity. Bases 1 to 1284 code for a protein of 427 amino acids. Lineage: Eukaryota; Fungi; Basidiomycota; Agaricomycetes; Boletales; Coniophoraceae.
AUGCAAGCUCUUCUGUAUCUUGUCGGAUCCUUGUUGUCCGCGGUUCUCGUCGCGUCUGGAUCUCAGUACGCGAGUACUUGUAACCUGAGUCCUCUAGGUGCUGGUCAAGAUGAUACAGAUCAGGUCAUGGCAGCCAUCGAGCAGUGCGGCGACGGAGGUCUGACCGUGUUCGAGGAGGGCGAGUAUAACAUCACCAGAAAGAUGACAUGGAAUCUCACCUCUUCGCGCGUCGAGUUGCACGGAUAUCUGAGCUUCCAGCCCGAUUACGAGUAUUGGCUUCAGAACAGCAGCACUUACCGAGUCGUCUACAUUCAGUCUCAAGCGUCUUGGUUCAUCGUUACCGGAUCAGACUUCGAAAUCGACGCAUACAACACCGGCGGCAUAAACGGAAACGGGCAGCCGUGGUGGGACUACUUCACCACAGUCCCAAGGCUCGACGGAGAUGGCAGGCCUCUCGCGCUCACGGUCUAUCAGGCUACCCGCGGCACAAUCUCCAAUUUCCUCAUCGAGGCGCCGCCGUUCUGGUGUAACUGCGUCGCGGAGUCGAGCGACAUCGUCUAUGAUGGCAUGCUGUGCAAUGCGACGAACACGAACCCGGAGUUCUAUGGCCAAAACAUCGUUCCUAACACUGAUGGGAUCGACACCUAUAGGGUUGAUAAUUUAGUUUUGCGGAACUUCGACAUUACGACUGGUGAUGACUGCAUUGCCGUGAAGGGCAACACGACGAAUAUGCUGGCUAGCAACAUUACGUGUCGUGGCGGAAACGGUAUUGCCUAUGGCUCGCUGGGGCAGUACGUCGACUUGCCAGAUUACGUAGAGAAUGUCACAAUGACAGACCUACACGUUUUACGCAUCAAUCCUGAGAUCCAGCCAAACAUGGGAAGCGGGGUUUACUUCAAAUCUUGGGAUGGCACAGUCAACGGAUCGCCUCCUGAUAAUGGAGGUGGAGGUCUAGGUUAUGUCAAGAAUGUGGUUAUUCGUGAUGCUUUCCUGGAUAACGUCACUACACCCAUUGCUUUGUACCAGACAAACGGGGCGCAAUCGGGCGAUGCCCCGUCAAAGUAUCAAUUUGCGAACUUGACGCUCUUGAGCUUCACGGGGACGUAUCAAAAGAACCCCCUUGUCGAUAUCGCAUGCAGCCCCGCUGCGCCGUGUCCGGAUCUCACCUUCGAGAACAUUAACGUUACACUGCUUUCGGGUGGAACACCGGCGUACGAGUGCGAAAACGUACUAAGCCAGACAGGUCUCCCGGUAACCUGCAAUUCCACGGUCAGCAGUAGCUGA